AUGCAUCCCGGCAGCGCCGGUGGCGGCAAUGCCGAGGAACGUCGGCAGCGCCUGCGUGAGCAGAUGAAGGCCUUCUACGGCGACCCGAGCGCCUCCACGAAGCGAGUGGCGUCGCACGCGUCCACGCAGGGCAACCCCAACGUGCCACCGGAGCUCGACUUAGACUCGGAGUACUUCAACGUAAACCGCUACACCACCGAUCUGCUGAAGCGCGAGAGCCUUAAAGGGUUGGUGGAAACGGACACGGAGCUGCUGUGCCGCGUACGCCGCCUGGAUGGAGAGCUGCAGGAGCUCGUGUACCGCAACUACGCUCGCUUCAUCUCCGCCACCGAGACGAUUCGGGAGAUGAAGAACAACGUCGUCGAGAUGGACGCGAAGCUGCAGACCCUCUCGCAGAACGUCAACACGAUUGAUAGCAUCUCGAGCCAGAUCAGCCAGCAGCUGCAGGUGCACCGCGGCCACAUCGAGGACACCAUCACGGCGAAUCGCAUGCUCAAGAAGGUGCAGUUUCUCACCAGUCUGCCUACCACAAUGCGCCGGCUCAUCGACAAGGAGGAGUACAGCGUCGGCGUCAAGUACUGGGUGGCCGGCGACGGCUUUCUGUCGAAGCACAAGUCGAUCUCGAGCAUCACACAGGUUCAGCAGAGCUGCCGCGAGCUCGCCAGGGAGCUCUACCGCGCGAUCGAGAAGCGCAUGUGCUCCUACCCGCUCGACGACCCUGACGCAAUGGACCGCCUUCGCGGCUACGUCGAGGACCUGCGCCUCCUGCGCGCCACCUCGCUCUUCGAGUCGGAGAAGGUGGCCGAUGAGGCGCCGUUCGAGGUGGCGGUGUUGCAGACCCUCAUGAAGAGCGUCACAGCGAGCUUCCAGGCGAACGUGGCGACUACGCAGCGCAGUCUCAAGGCCGCCCUCGUCAUCCCAGACGACCCCCAGGCCUCCGAGAUGUCGAAGCGGGAGGCGUCGCUCGCACAGGUGAACCUACGCGAGCCGCUGGCACAGCUCAAGAACGCGUGCGCGAUGCUCGCCGUCAACUCAGAGCGCGUGCACGCCCUGCUGGAUGUGGAGGUGUGCAGCAGCAGUGGCAGCAGUCCUGCCGCGCCCCUCGUCGCCAAGUCGAUCGAGCCGGUCCUCCUCGAGGUGCUCCAGCCCAUCUCCCAGUCGCUCGCGGACUUCGUGAUGGUGCACUUGGACGCGAGCGCGAUGGAUGGGGCGUCGGCGCUCCGCGAUCCCGCAGCAAGCGCGGAAGCGCUGCAGGCAGCCACGGCGCACCUCGCUCGACUGCUGAAGCAGCUUGUCACGGCCAUGAAGACGCUGGGCGAGAUCUAUCUUCCUUCCAUGGAGCAUGGCACUGCUGAGGCGAGCGGCAGCGCCGCUACCGCCGCCCACGACGUCGUGCAGGUGUACGCGAACAAGGUUCACGAGGUGGCGUGUGGCGUGGUGCGUCAAUGUUGGGAGAAGGUACAGGCGAAGCUGCUACAAGGGCCGGAGCCAGAGCUACUCAGGGCGUGUGUGCCGCUUCCCAUGCCGAACACCAGCGUACUGAGUACGCUGCCGGCCGUCGACGAGGAACGCACUCGCGAGAUGGCCUUUGUUCUGACUCGCUUCCUCUACGCCUCGUUGGCGCAGUGCCUCUCCACCUCCCUCGGCGCCAACCUCGUCGGCGAGGAGGGCGUGCCGGCGGAGAUGCUGAUGUCGAUUGUAGCAGGGCUGGAGCGAACGGCGCAGCAGCUUCAGCACCGCGGUAUCGUGCUGCUGGGCCAGUCAGAGGUGCAGCAAGUGUACAAAAAGGCAUUCAGUGGCAGCAGCGGGUAUGCCAGCGCAGCGGUGACGACAACCGGGCCGACAGUGCAGGAAGUACUGCUCCUGCUGCUGCCUCAGUGGUCCACCAUGUACGAAGCCCUCAAGGCGCUGCCGCCCGUGAAGGCGGCGAGCGCGAUGGAGGCCGCCAAGGCGUGGGAUGGUGCGUCGUCACCACUGAACCGUCGCCGUGACAACGGCGGCUACGGCGGCGGCAGUGCAUACCGCGUGGGUGGGGGCAACAACAUCGGCGCGUACAGCGACGGCACCGGUGGGGGCGGCAGCACUGGCACUCGCAGCGACCACCGCGCCGGCGGCGGCAGCGCGAAGGUUGGCGGCUUCCCUCCCCACCUGCGUGGGGGCAGCGGCGGCGGCAAGCCGACGGUUUCCUACACGCGUCAGGUGAUGUCCACGCUGCAGAUGAGCGUGAACCACAUCUUCGCAAACACGGAUACGUGGCUGCGCACGGAGCCGGUGGCCGGACCGCCGUCGACGCUGAUGGCGUGCGUCGUGCGCUACUUGCUCCAAGGCAUUCUCGACCGAGUGCGCGAUGAGGUGGCCUAUACCGAUGUGCAGUUCCAGCGGUUGCAGGUGAGCUGCACCUUCCUCCUCUACGCCCUUGUAUCACCCGCGAAGGGGUCGGCCCCGCGACAAUGGCGCAAGGAGUGGUCGGAGGACGACAUGCGCGACGUCCAGCGGCUGCUGGACGAGAUCUGCACAUGCGCCUACGACAAGUACGAAGCGAAGGUGCCCCUCUCUACCGCCGUGCUCGACCGAGUCGUCGAGGCCGCCGUGCGUGGCGGCCGAGCUGCACAGGAGUCUGUGAGCAUGAACAGCACCGGCACUUCUAUGGAGACUGGGGUAGCAAUGUCUGCUGCCACGACGGCGACCUUGCAAGGGGAAGAAGCGAAAACUCCUUCACCGGAGCCACCGCAGCGGGUGCCAACCGUCCCUGCUCACGUCACUCUGCAGUCGUUGGCUGCAACGUCGUCGAAGGAGGCCCCUUCCAGCGCAGCUGCACCAGUCCCAAACCCGUCGGCUGCCUCACCGCCACCCAAGCCCCCUGCCGCCACGUCAGCGCCAACGGCGUCUGCUGCUGCACCUCCACCGGCCCCGGCCACCCCUGCCUCAGCACCGCCGCCGAUCUCGUCGACUGCUCCCGUGCAAGCCUCUGUGGCGCGCUCCCCGGCACCACAGAAAGCACCCGUGGCGUCUCUGGAACCGGCUGCCGCAGCGCCGGUGACAGCCAUGUCGCCGCCACAAGUGCGGCCCUCCUCGUACUACAACAACGAAAGCCACACAGAGCGCUUCGCGCGCUUGGAAGAAGAGGAAGACCUGCCGUUGUAA
This is a messenger RNA of Leishmania mexicana MHOM/GT/2001/U1103, 3144 nucleotides long. RefSeq lists its product as hypothetical. NCBI's taxonomy places the organism in Eukaryota, Euglenozoa, Kinetoplastea, Trypanosomatida, Trypanosomatidae. Gene Ontology annotation, biological process: lysosomal transport; Golgi organization; endocytic recycling. Bases 1 to 3144 code for a protein of 1047 amino acids. The transcript has a single exon. Gene Ontology annotation, cellular component: EARP complex; membrane; GARP complex. The record is from RefSeq and is a predicted model, not a curated record.